GACACUUUCGUUGCCAUAACCUCAACCUUUCGCAGUGAUUUUUUUUUUUAUUGCAGUUCAUAUUGUGAAGGACACUUCACUCAUUUUCCUUUGGAAAAGGUGUUUUAUUGGAUUUUCGAUUUACAAUUGGGUUGCAAACAUUUUUAGUGAAUUUUAAUUGUUAAAUUUUAAAAAGAAGCUGAAAUUUAAUUUAGUGAGAGAAGAUGGUGUUAAAACAUCGAAAUAGUACAAAAUAGUGCAAUUUUGUUGAGAGUGCAUCUGUUGUUGACAUAAUUUGUUUUCAUGGAUGACAGCUUAGCAAAUUCGGGAUAACAUGAACAAAAUCGAACAAAUUCGUUUGAGACACUUGUGAUGAGGCUGUCGAAAAGCCAUAAAAUCUUCUUGUUUCUACAUCAAAAUUUGAAGAGAAAGAACGAAAAAAACUGCCAUGGGUGAACAAAAUACAAUGAAAAGUAGACUGAUGCUAUCCACUGCACAUGCACUAAUAGGUUUGGGUUUGAUACUCAUUCAAGUUCUACACACCAGUUCUGUCUUUGAAACAAAGACAAACUUCAGUCGAAAGAAUCGGCUCGAGCGACAGCUGUAUUUUCGCAACGAGGAUGCAAUUUAUAUGUACAUCUACCAUACGUUGGCAGAAGCGAAGGACUUUCGCACUGGAUUCGCUCAAAUCCUACGAAACAACUAUACGGAACAUUUACACACAGUGAAUAGCAUUGAACGCUACUCAAUACUACCUGAAAUUGUGAUUGCAUAUUUAUAUAAACAAUUUAUACAGUUAACCAUUUACUAUAACAUUCCGACGGUGUCGUGUUGGGAACGAGUUGCAUCGAGUGAAACGCACUCACUGGAUAACGGUCGCAUCGAUGUCGACGAUACUGAUGACAUUUUUUAUCGGCACAAUUUGUAUUAUUAUUACGAUCAACACACGAACGUGGUGUGCGAUGGACCGGGCCUACCAAUAUUCUUCUAUCUUGAAGUGACAUUUUAUUUGGGCGGGCUAACACUGUUUACAAUUUAUUUAUUUGCGACUUAUCUGAGUCGCAACGUAUUUGCUGGUCUCUGUGCGGCGUUAUACUACUUUUGUAUUCAUAAUGACGCAACUCGAAUCCACACAAACCCAGCGGCUCGAGAGAAUUUCGCCAUUCCAUUUAUCAUAAGCCAGAUCUAUUUCCUCACUGUUUGGAUCGAGCAGCACAAUCGGUACUACACAAAAGUCGACAAGCAAAAAGAUGAUGCCAACCAAACGGAACGGCCCGAAGAAGAUGAUCGAUCGAAUCAUUUUAAAUUGGGAUUUUUCACUGCGUUUGCCAUUUUGGCAUGGGACUUUUCCACCUACAUAUUUACCACUCAGAUUGUCAUUAUUUUGUUGAUGGUAAAAAUGCGAUUAAUCAAGCGUCGUCACAUAUUUCUGCAGAAUUUCAUUUUGUCGCAUAUAAUGGCUCGUCUAAUUGCAAACAACAUAGUGAAAUACGGUUGGGUUGAGUUUCAUCAAAAGCCAAUGAACUUUGAUUGUUCGGCUCUAAUCACAUUACUACUGUACAUCGUUCAAAAGUAUCCAACGAAACAGCAGCGCCUGCGGACAAUUGAGCGAGUUAUAUUGCGACUAUUUUUGCUGGUGAUGGCAUUCACAACGAUUCUUGAACUAGUAUCCGAACGGAAUUUCUAUUCACAAUACAUGGAUGUGUUGCUAACCAAACUCUAUCUCAAAGAGCCUUCAUUCACAUCCCUUCUGACGAUGUGUCGCAAAGACUAUAAAUUCAUCGAUUUCGCCACGCUGAAUGCGUACAACUGCUUAUUCGUAAGCAAAGUAUUGAUCGUGUUCAUGUUGACAUGGGUGGUGAAUUGGUUGAAACGGCAACGUGACUUGGACGAAUGUUCUGAUGAUCGAAUACAACGUGCCAAAAACUAUUUACUUGAAGAUUAUUUGGAAGAGAACAAAUUGUCGAUGGCCGAUUUGGCAAAAAUCGAAAAGAAUUCCAAACUACAAGAGUGCAUGGAUCUGUUGAAGGUGUGCAAGUAUGAUUACGAACGGUAUAAAAUGGAACGAAAGAGAAUGCUUGAGGAAGAAAGCAGAGAGCGGCCACAAAUUGAACGUGAUGCAUUCUUGAAUGAAGUGCGACGGUUCAAGAGUGAAAUCAGUGAAUCGACUGAAGGUUGCCCAGUAGAUGAUAUCGAGAUAAACCAUCCGCCAGAGGAUUCAUAUAACGAUAAAAAAGACACCGAAUCACAAAACGACACUAAUGAACAACCGAACGGAGAUACGGUCGGAAAUGACGACUCCACAUCUAAUAACAAUGAUGGUGGUGGCGAUGAUGAGGAGGAGGAAGUGUAUGACUGGCGCAAACUGUUAACUAUCGAACGGCCGGAGUAUUUUUACAAUUUGGCCCAAACGGCAGCCUUUUUCAUUCUGACCGUUUUAAUAAUUAAAGUGAAAUAUGUUUUGACACCAUUCUUGUGUCUGAUGGCAACGACAUUCCCACCGAAAGCGUUGAUACCUCGAAAUUAUAGCCUCUGGCUGAUUUACGCUAUUGUAAUUGGCAGUUGCAUGAUUGAUCGUGGUAUUCACAAUUUUAGAGAACAGUAUAACCUCAAAGAAGGCGCUGAAUCAACGGAUAAUUUGGAACAAAACAAUUUGCAUGACAUGCUCAAGUGGAUUAAAUCAAACACCGAUCGCACUGAGGUAUUCGCUGGACCAGAUGAUGUAAUUGGACUCGUCCUACUUUCAACUGGACGACCCAUUGCAAAUAACGCAUUGAGCAACCAUCCAACCAUGCAGGAGCGAUCGAAAAUUGUCUAUUCAAUGAUGAGCAAACAGGACUCAAACUCGGUCUAUGUUCAACUAGCUGAGCUCAAAAUUGACUACAUCAUAGUGUCUCAUCGUGAUUGCUUUGGCUACAACGAUGGCUGUAAAAUAUCCACGAUCUGGGAUCUGAUUCAACCGGAGUAUAUAAACAACAUACAGCUAUGUGCGGAUCUAUUUCAACGAGCCAAUUUAAACUUUCUCAAAAUAUUCGUCAACGAACAUUAUAUGAUAUUAAAGAUAUUUGAGCGGUUCCAAAUCGAUUUGAACUUGAUUCAAGUGCAGAUGCAAGAGAAGAAUAUGUAGACGUGUUUUAUACAAUUCUCGUUUGCUGUUUAUAACUAAAAUACAACAUAAAAUGUUGAACCUAGGCAGAAAUAGAAUUCGGUAUUAAUAGAUUUUAUAGAAAAAUUUCAAUGCAUAAAAAUCAAUUUUAGAGAUUUUUUUUUUUAAAUGAGUUUUGCGGAGUUAAGAUAAUGGUAGCGAGUGUUCAAUGUAAAUAUACUGGUUAUUGAAUAAAUUAUUAUCAAACAAA
Sitodiplosis mosellana (orange wheat blossom midge) is the source of this 3335-nucleotide messenger RNA. Its product is annotated as C-mannosyltransferase dpy-19 homolog. Gene Ontology annotation, cellular component: nuclear inner membrane. Gene Ontology annotation, molecular function: mannosyltransferase activity. The transcript is spliced from 6 exons. The record is from RefSeq and is a predicted model, not a curated record. Bases 428 to 3106 code for a protein of 892 amino acids. Lineage: Eukaryota; Metazoa; Arthropoda; Insecta; Diptera; Cecidomyiidae.